GUUCCUUUCCUUCUAAGCAUUCUCUUUAUAUAUAUACCCUCAUAAUUUCAUCUACAUAUAAUACAAUCAUAUCAUAUACAUCUUCAAAAAUUAAUACCCUUUGAACAAUACUAUUCAAAAAUCAAAUUAUAAGAAAAAAUGAUGACACCAAAAUAUGUCAUAGUUCUAGUAUUAGCCCUAAGCUCAAUGUGGGUUAUGUCAAUGGCUCAAACAGGUGUUAGUGGUGAUUGCACCAAUGAAUUAGUCACCUUAUCACCGUGCUUAGACUACAUCACCGGCAACUCGUCGACGCCGACGCGAAGCUGCUGCAGCCAGCUAGCCAACGUGGUUAGGUCCUCGCCGCAGUGCUUGUGCCAGCUUCUAAAUGGCGGAGCAGCUAGCUUUGCUGCUAGCUUAAACAUUAACCAAACUCUGGCCUUGACUCUUCCUAAUGCUUGCAAUGUUCAAACUCCUCCUCUUAGUACUUGCAAUGCCGGUUCUCCAGCAGGAUCUCCUCUAGGAAGUCCACCAGGAAGUGGAUCUAGAUUAACACCAACCGGGGGUGAUUCGUCAGAUGCAAAAAUGUCAAAUUCACCAGUUAUUACUUGUGUGUUAUUAGCCGUGUUAUUCGUUACUUCACAUGCACUUCCUUCUUUUUAAUGCCAUCGCUCCACUACUAUUGGCUCAUGGGUUGGGCCGCGUCUUCUUCACUGUUUUCGUGGGCCUCCUUUCACUUUCAUGUCCUCUUUAGACUUUAUUACCUUCUUGUACUACACCUAUGUAAUCAUUUUUCAUUUAUUUUUGGGUUGAAUUAUUUGCUUUGUAUCAUAUAUUGACUUAUUAUUGAGGGAUAGUUUUUUUUUUUUUGAGAUUAUUUUGAUCAUUAUAUUGCAAUAAAAAAAAGGUGAUUAUCAUCAUUUGAUU
Molecule: messenger RNA, 903 nt
Organism: Beta vulgaris subsp. vulgaris (sugar beet)
Lineage: Eukaryota; Viridiplantae; Streptophyta; Magnoliopsida; Caryophyllales; Amaranthaceae
Product: non-specific lipid transfer protein GPI-anchored 5
Exons: 3
Coding region: 139-639 (166 amino acids)
Biological process (GO): lipid transport
Molecular function (GO): lipid binding
Source: RefSeq, a predicted model, not a curated record